Populus nigra (black poplar) is the source of this 1912-nucleotide messenger RNA. Its product is annotated as protein HEAT STRESS TOLERANT DWD 1-like. Lineage: Eukaryota; Viridiplantae; Streptophyta; Magnoliopsida; Malpighiales; Salicaceae. The record is from RefSeq and is a predicted model, not a curated record. The coding region runs from base 139 to 1578 and encodes 479 amino acids. The transcript is spliced from 12 exons. Gene Ontology annotation, molecular function: protein binding.
CACCACCACUUGGAAGGAAAGGAAAGGAAGAAACUAGCAGACCGUAAAACCCUAGUAGCUUCCCAACCCCAACCCCAACCCCCUCUCCAUCGUCACAAAUAAUCAGCACAUCUUGGAAAAACAUCCUGAAAAAAGGAAAUGGUUCGCAGCAUAAAAAAUCCAAAGAAGGCAAAGAGAAAGAGCAAGAAAGGAGAUGGGUCAUCUUCUUCUUCAUCAAUACCAUCCAUGCCAACGAAGGUUUGGCAACCCGGAGUUGACAACCUUGAAGAAGGUGAAGAACUUGAGUGUGACCCCACCGCUUACAAUUCUCUUCACGCCUUUCACAUUGGCUGGCCCUGCUUAAGUUUUGAUGUUGUACGCGAUUCACUUGGUUUGCUUCGGACUGAUUUUCCACACUCUGUGUACUUUGUUGCUGGGACUCAGGCAGAGAAUCCUGAUUGGAACUCAAUUGGAAUAUUUAAAAUAUCUAAUGUUUCUGGAAAAAGACGUGAAUUGGUGCCCAGUAAAGCUACAGCCGGUGACUCUGACAUGGAUGCAGACAAUAGUGAUAGUGAUAGUGAUGAAGAUAGUGAAGAUGAAGAAGAGGGGGGAUCUGCAGCACCAGUUUUGCAGUUGCGCAAGGUUGCUCAUGGUGGAUGUGUUAAUCGUAUUCGUGCAAUGAUACAAAAUCCCCAUAUAUGUGCUUCUUGGUCAGAUGCUGGUUAUGUACAGAUAUGGAACUUCAGCACUCAUCUGAAUGCUUUGGCAGAGUCAGAAACAGAAGUUCCCCGGGGAGGUUCUUCAGUUUUUAAUCAAGCUCCAUUAUUUAACUUCAAAGGGCAUAAAGAUGAAGGCUAUGCUAUAGAUUGGAGUCCUCGUGUCACUGGAAGGCUGGUAACUGGUGAUUGCAAGAGCUGUAUUCACUUAUGGGAGCCCACAUCUGGUGCAACAUGGAAUGUUGAUGCUACUCCAUUUACUGGACAUACUGCAAGCGUAGAAGAUAUACAAUGGAGUCCUACAGAAGAUCAUGUGUUUGCCUCUUGUUCUGUGGAUGGGCAUAUUGCAAUAUGGGAUGCGCGUCUGGGGAAGUCACCAGCUAUUUCUUUCAAGGCACAUAAUGCAGAUGUGAACGUGCUCUCAUGGAACAGGCUGGCUAGUGUCAUGUUGGCAUCUGGAAGUGAUGAUGGAACAUUUUCUAUUCGUGAUCUUAGAUUGUUAUCACCAAAAUCGGAAGAGGAUAAAUCUUUAGUGGCACAUUUUGAUUACCAUAAACGCCCCAUCACAUCCAUUGAGUGGAGUCCACAUGAAGCCUCCACAUUGGCGGUGUCAUCAUCUGACAAUCAAUUAACAAUAUGGGAUCUUUCUCUGGAAAAGGAUGAGGAAGAGGAAGCAGAGUUCAAAGCUAAAACAAAAGAGCAAGUAAAUGCCCCAGCAGAUCUGCCCCCUCAACUUUUGUUUGUUCACCAGGGACAAAAAGACUUGAAAGAACUUCAUUGGCAUGCUCAGAUUCCGGGGAUGAUCGUGUCUACUGCCUCAGAUGGCUUUAACAUCUUGAUGCCUUCGAACAUACAGAGUACUCUCCCCUCUGAAGGUGCUUGAAAGUAAAUUUUGUCAAAAGAAAUCUGAGUUGGACGAACAGCUUGUGUUUGAAUGGCAUGGAUGUCACAGAGAGUGGUUUGUCUCCUGCUUCUUUGCCCUCUCAAUGUGCUUUCCUUCCACCUUUUAAGGACAGAUUUUAGUUGCUAAACGUUCAAGGUUUCUUCAAAAUGCAAGUGGCUUCAAUUUUGUGUUUUAUUUAUUGCUUAUAAAGUUGUGGGUGAGUUUCACUUUACUAGCCUGGGAAAGAAUAACUGCGUCUUCUAGUAAUUCCCACGAACGGUAUUUGUUUCCCAAAACCAAAUUAAAGAAAGGAGUCAUCAUAUAUUUUUCAGUC